AUGGUGGCCCUUUCCUUCUUCUGGGUCCUUGCCGUGCCCAUUGGCAUCUCUGCCGCUCCCACGCCAGAAGACUUCUUCUCUCUGGCCAAGCGUGCGGUGUGUGGCUCGACUGCAGGUAUCAACCCGCUCCCUAUCCAUUCGCACAAUGACUACACCCGCAAUAUUGCACUGUGCGAUGCGCUUGCAAACUCGGCGUCGAGUAUCGAGGCGGACAUCUGGUGGCGCGAUAACACCCUCUUUGUCGCACACCUGGAGAUAGAGCGCGACUCCUCUCGCACACUCCAGUCGCUGUAUGUGCAGCCACUCCUGACGUUGCUCAACGCAGCCAACCCUGGUGGGGUCAAGCCCGGCGUGAGGCCGAAAGGCCUCUGGCCAUCGUCGCCUAACACGGCCUUACAACUCUUGAUUGAGCCCAAGUCUAACGGCGAUGCUGCCUUCCCACCUAUUGUCGCUGCUCUCAAACCCCUCGCCGAUGCAGGCUACCUGACCACCUACGCUAACGGCGUCCUCACCGAAUCGGCCAUCACCGUCGUCGGCACAGGCAACACUCCCCUGGCCCUUGUCCAAGCCCAAAACCCACGCACAUUUUUCUUCGACGCGCCCCUCACUGCCCUUGCACCCGGCACCAAUACCCAGUAUACCAAUACCCUCUCCCCGCUCGCGUCAGCUGAUUACCUGGCCGUCGUCGGCUGGCUCGGUAUUGGGAGUAUUAGCGCCAACUCGAGGGCUACUAUUAGGAGCUUGGUCGCCAAUGCGCAUGCGCGUGGCAUUAAAGUAAGAUUUUGGGGAUCUCCGGGCAAAUUUUUGGGUAUCGAUGGUCCGAUGAAGGCAGUAUGGAAGGAACUAUUGGACGGUGGUGUCGAUUGGAUGAAUGUUGAUAAUUUGACGACGGCAAGGGAUUACUAUCUCAACUACAUCAAGUAG
Messenger RNA from Cyclocybe aegerita, 924 nucleotides. NCBI's taxonomy places the organism in Eukaryota, Fungi, Basidiomycota, Agaricomycetes, Agaricales, Hemipholiotaceae. The record is from the annotation of a GenBank genome assembly.